UACAGUUUAAAGGAAGGAACAAUCCCGUUGGUACAGCACAGAGCAGCAGGAAGGUGUCGGUGCAAAGCUUUUUAGCAAACAUGGCCGGCACACAAGCUCCAGAUGCAGAUGACCUCCACCUGAGGUUGGUGCUGCUUGGGAAAGCUGGAGUAGGGAAGAGUGCAGCUGGAAACACCAUCUUAGGAAGAGAAGCUUUUCAGUCUUUUUCUUCUUUUUCUUCUGUAACAUUGGAGUGUCAGAAAGAAACAACCCGGGUGGAUGGUCAUACACUGACUGUAGUUGAUACUCCAGGUCUGUUUGACACCACCCUGUCUGAAGAUGAGGUGGUUACACAGAUUGUUAGAUGCAUCACCUUUGCUGCUCCUGGUCCUCACGUGUUCCUGGUUGUGAUCCAGUCGACCAGAUUCACAAGUGAAGAAGAAGAAACGAUUAAAAUCCUUCAGAAGAUGUUUGGAGAAGAUGCAGCACGUUACAUUAUGGUCUUGUUCACGUAUGGAGACAAUCUGCAAAACGGAGUCGACAUCGACAAAUCAAUCAGUGGAAAUCGGGCUCUGCAUCGCUUCAUCCGCCAGUGUGGAGGAAGAUAUCACGUUUUUAACAACAAGAGUGAGGAUCGCUGUCAGGUCAAAGAGCUGCUGGAGAAGAUCAACACCAUGGUUAAGAAAAAUGGAGGAACACACUACACCAAUGAUAUGCUGCAGGAGGCUGAGAAAGCCAUCAGAGAAGAGAUGGAACGGCUUCAGACAGAAAAUCCAGAGAUAGCAGAAGAAGAAGCAAGAAGACGGGCGGAGAAUAAAAAUAAGGUCCUGAAGGCUGCUGGGAUAGGAGCAGGUGUUGGAUUUUUAUUAGGACCAGUGGGAUCGGCUCUGGGAGCAGCAGUGGGAGUUGCGGUUGUAGCAGUGAAACAAAGAGAAUGUGUUAUACUGUGAAAAAUGUUGAUAUUUAAUCACAAUUUCAGAAUUUUCUGUGAGUUCUUUACAACAAGGUUACUCGGUGCAUUUGGGAGAUGAUGGGCAUCAUUAUUAGUGAUUGCUAGUUUUCAGAUGACUGUCUGCAGUGCUCCUGAUCUCAAUAUGUAUGUUUUUAAUGUAGUUGUAUUUCUUAUGUGUCAAAGGUACAGAAAAUAUUCUAUUUUACAUUUUUGAUUUCUGUAAAUGUAAUUGCAAAUUAAUUCAGUCUCACACAAACAGGUCACAGAGACACAGAUGGUGAUAUUAAAUUUCUUUCAGGUCUUUGA
Messenger RNA from Oreochromis aureus, 1237 nucleotides. RefSeq names its product GTPase IMAP family member 7-like. The record is from RefSeq and is a predicted model, not a curated record. NCBI's taxonomy places the organism in Eukaryota, Metazoa, Chordata, Actinopteri, Cichliformes, Cichlidae. The transcript has 2 exons. The coding region runs from base 81 to 929 and encodes 282 amino acids. Gene Ontology annotation, molecular function: GTP binding.